Messenger RNA from Elaeis guineensis (African oil palm), 1142 nucleotides. RefSeq names its product 6,7-dimethyl-8-ribityllumazine synthase, chloroplastic. The record is from RefSeq and is a predicted model, not a curated record. Lineage: Eukaryota; Viridiplantae; Streptophyta; Magnoliopsida; Arecales; Arecaceae. Gene Ontology annotation, cellular component: riboflavin synthase complex; intracellular anatomical structure. Gene Ontology annotation, molecular function: 6,7-dimethyl-8-ribityllumazine synthase activity. Gene Ontology annotation, biological process: riboflavin biosynthetic process.
GUGGUUCACGGCCGGCUUUCCUUUAAGCGCCCUCACGUUCUGCGUCAAAAUCUAGUACGCAUUUUCGUACCGUUUCCCACUUUAUAAGCGUUUCCCCCGAAAGAGUGAAAGAGAGCCGAUGGCCUCCGCCGCCGCGACCGAGCUCAGCCAUCUCCUCCCAUCGCUCUCGCGAUCACCAAGAAUUUCUCGAUUGGCUCCGCCUCAUCCCGAGAAUUCUCCUCGGACCCUCGUCUCCUUCUCCUCGUCGAUUCGAGCGCCGACCGGAGACUUGGUCUGCACGAGAAAUGGACGGGGGCCGGUCGUGGUGGCCGCGGGCACCAAGCAUCUGAUGGGAUCGCUGACGAAAACCGAAGGCAUGCGAUUCGCAGUUGUUGUAUCCCGAUUUAAUGAGGUUGUGACAAGCUUGCUCCUUGAGGGAGCUUUAGAGACUUUCAGGCGAUAUUCAGUCACAGAAGAAAACAUUACAGUUGUCAAGGUUCCUGGUAGCUUUGAAAUUCCAGUGGUCGCACAACAGCUCGGGAGAUCAGGAGACUUUCAUGCAGUUUUGUGCAUUGGUGCUGUGAUUAGAGGAGAUACUACCCACUAUGAUGCUGUUGCAAAUUCAGCGGCAUCUGGAGUUCUUUCAGCUGGAUUAAACUCAGGAGUGCCAUGCAUAUUUGGUGUUCUGACAUGUGAUGACAUGGACCAGGCUAUAAAUCGAGCUGGUGGUAAAUCUGGAAACAAGGGUGCUGAGGCAGCUUUGACCGCAAUCGAGAUGGCUUCGUUGUUUAGGGACCAUUUGAAGUGAUAAAUCGGUAAUCAUGAGAAACCCAUCCAAACUGCACGGCAGUCGGCAUUAUCUCUUUCCAUGUACCCAGUAGAGUUGAACUGUAAUUGCAGGCUAAUGCACAGCCUGAUGUUUCUUCCCUCCAGUCAUAAUCUAUGUGAGAGAGUUUUGUAGUUUAAUUCUAUUCUGCUAGUGUUGCUUGCUUGAAAUUCUGGAAAAGCAGUGGUGACUUGAUAGCGAUGGCACCUUGCGACACGCUGAUCCUAUGAAGAAAUUUUCUUGUUCUGGUUGACUGGCAGUUGAAUAAAAUUGUUGUAUUAUCAAUGAUGCAUUUUCUUUUAAAAUUUGCCCUUCGACUGAGAAGGCCUUCUCUGCC